Molecule: messenger RNA, 2107 nt
Organism: Mercenaria mercenaria
Lineage: Eukaryota; Metazoa; Mollusca; Bivalvia; Venerida; Veneridae
Product: matrilin-2-like
Exons: 11
Coding region: 115-1425 (436 amino acids)
Source: RefSeq, a predicted model, not a curated record
CCUGAUUUAUGUGAUCCCUGUGAUCCUUCAACACUGUCCUGUGCAGCUCCACUUGUGUGUAGCUCGAACACUUACAGAUGUCAAUGCCCAGCCGGUCAAGUUCAAAUCGGAAAUAUGUGCUAUGGUAGACUUAUAGGUGAGAAUUGCACAACGGUCGCCGACACGUGCAUUGACAACAAUGCCGAAUGUUCUGGAGUGGAUGGUGUGUGCGAGUGUAUUCCGCCUUUUACAUUUAAUGCUUCACUUGACAUAUGUGUUGGACCAAACUUAGAUGACCCGUGUGAUGCUGAUUCUUGUGGUUCGGGACUUACCUGUGGCAGCACCAGUCAGAGGUGUGAAUGCUUAUCCCCUCGCUUACAAAUCGACAAUGUCUGUUAUGGCACACGUAUUGGUGAAAUAUGUACAACAGCGGAAAAUACAUGUAUUGAUGACAACGCAAAUUGUUCAGGUGGAGUUUGCGCAUGCAACCCUGGUUUCACUUGGAACCAUAUAAUAUGCGUUGGGAAGGAGCUGGAUGAUCCAUGUGAUAAUUCAAACGUGUCAUGUCUUGCCAAUGGACUUGUUUGUGGCCCAGAAGGAAAAUGUGAAUGUCCCGAUGAUGAAGUACAAAUUCAAAACCAGUGCUUUUCCCUGACUUGUGAAUCUUGUGAUGACGAUGACGAUUGCCUUGGAGAUCACCAGGUCUGUGAAGACCACAUAUGCAAGUGUGAUACAGACUUUUACCUCGAUAACUGCGGUGAAUGCAAACACAAGGUCGGAGAUCAAGGUGCAUGUGACGAUGACGAACAGUGUCAGUCUGGAUUCUGCAUCUGCGGUAUAUGCCAAGAAAAUGAUGAUGAUGACUGUUGCGACGACUGCGACGAGUUUAUAGCCGACAUCAUAUUUGUCCUUGAUAACUCGGGUUCUAUUGGAUCAUCAAAUUACCCAAUACAGAUAGCCUUCGUAAUAACCCUGAUAAAUGAGUUCUUGGUAUCCCCGACGGAUGCACAAAUUGGUGUUGUCGAUUAUUCCACAGGAAUAAACGAAGAUGAUACGUUUAAUAUGGACGAAUUUACCGACAACCUCGCUAUAACUCAAAAAGUAACGGAAAAUGGGUACGAAACAGGCUGGACAAGAACAGACUUAGCUUUAGACAGAGCUGUCUUCUAUUUCAACUCUGCAGCUGAUAGGCCUAGUGUGGACAACUAUGCCAUAGUUAUAACAGAUGGGAAUACCAACAAUGGUGGAGAGAAUAAUAUAGCGACUUCUGCAAGCAAUUUAAAAAAUGUCGCGACGGUAUACGCUGUUGGUAUUGGAGAUGGUAUUGCCGUUUCGGAACUACAACUUAUAGCAUCUGAUAAUUCUAAGGUUUUCAUUGCAACUGAUUUUGAUACGCUGGACGAGAUAACUGCGGAUCUACUGGCUUCUAUUUGUGGUGAUGAUUAGGACUAGACAUUACAGAAAGAAGGAAGUGGAUUCAAAUUUAUGAUAUUGGAACGCAGACAGUACUUUCAAUGCAUAGUUCACUAACGUGUUUUCGUGAAACUAUGGCAUAUAUUAAACUUUUAACUGAUAUUUAUGGCUGAUAUGCCGUUAUGUGUCUUAUGUAUUUAUGUGUAAAAAAUGUUUCUGGUUACAUGCUAAAAAGAAAAUAGGGUUUAUAGAGUUCUAUUAAGUCGUGAUCUUCGGAAAUUAUUUUCGUGUCAAAAAAUGAAUACAAAUAAGGGGGUUAUGCCUUUAGAGCAUAAAAUAUUUAGACCAAAAAUUAAGGGUAGGCCGGGUUAUCGGAAAAAAAUUUUUACGCCUUAUCUGGGGAAAACAUAUGAUAAUCUAAAGUGUAAGAUUCAUUUUAUUACAGUAUUUCAGGAACUUUUAGUACUUAUAAAAAUGGUUAUUUGUGUAGAGGUUAACAUGAAUUCAAUAUUUUGAUUUUGUAGACAAUAUUACUUUCGUAAAGUUGAUAAGUUCAAUAUCUUUCAGCACUGUUACAAUUUCCGUCUUCUUAAAAAACUAAACAAACUCCUGUUAUACUGAGAAGAAAUAAAAUCUCAUUUUCUUUGCAUAUUUUGUGUUUCUUUCACCUCUUUCAUUGCCCGCGAGUUUUAUCUAAAUAUUACGUUUCUUUUUG